AUGGCCAGAACAGGAGAAGAGGAAGUAGUACCUCCUCCUCCCCCUCUAGAUCUGCGGCAACCCAUGGAAGAGGCAGCGACGGGCAAGCUGCGUAGAUCUGACCAUUACCACCGCGUCACUGAUACGCCCAGCUUGCCGCCGCCAUUCCGGAUGGAGGACCUUCCUAUCGAGAUUCAACCUGUUAUAAUGUCACUGCUACCACUUAAAGAGGCUGUGAGGGCCAGCAUUGUUUCAAAAGGUUGGAGAAUGCUCUGGAGAUUCCAUAGUAACCUAUGUUUUGACAGCCGCAAUGAUAUGGAUUCUGACACAGAUGAUGAGUUUACUCAUCGGGAUAGUACCAAAAUAAAACAAGCAAAGUUCAUUGAGACUGUAAAUUGUGUUAUUCAACAUCAUAGUGGGCUAGGAAUCAAUAAGUUCAGCAUUAGGUGUGGCCUGCACAAAGAGGACUCUGAACAUCUUAACAGAUGGGUUAGCUUUGCUGCUUCAUCAAAGGCAAAGAUAAUAGAUUUUAAUCUGAAGAUAAUUGAUUGCCCGUUCGACAUAGUUCAUCACUUUCCUCUUGAGGUCUUAGAUGCUCAAGGUAGCUCAUUUGUGCAGUCAUUGUUUCUUGUUGAAGUUGCUAUAAGCCCACACUCGGGCAUACGUGGCUUCAUAGUACUCAGAAGACUUGUUCUAAAAUAUGUUGAGAUAUUUGGAGACUUCCCAGGCUUUUUAGCAAAUUUGCUAGCACUCGAGGACCUAGAGAUGAUCAAGUGCUCCGGUGUAACAACUUUGAGCAUACCACGCCAAGUUGAUAAGCUCAAGCAUUUGCUAGUUGAUAUAAUGGAUGUUGAGAUGGUUGAGUUUCAUGCUGGUGAUCUAACUCAUUUUGAGUACCAAGGGCCAGUGAUCCCUAUAGUGCAUCAUGGUUGCUCAAAAUUAGAGAAGGCAACAAUAAUGUUUGAAGGUAGUAAAGGACUGAGCCAUGUGUUCAAUGAUGUUCCAAUCAUUUUGGGAGUGAAUACACUAAGUGUGCAAGCUCAUGUACUUGCAUAUGAACAGUUGGAGAAGGUGGCACCAAGACCACAUGGCAUGUUUAUGCAUUCGCGGCACAUGACUUGCGGAUUAACUAUCAUCUCUAGCGUACCAAAGGCUGACAAUGGAGUUCUUCAGCUUGCUUGUUGUCUAAAUCUCACACCACAACUGGAGACGUUGCACUUGGAUAUGACGUAUUCACACUGUAAUGUUUCGGUGCCUGAUGAUUUCGUGGAGGAGGAAGGUCCCCACAUGCAUCGCCAUGAUCAUCUCAGGAGUGUCGGCAUCAGCGGGUUCCGAUGUUACACGGCUCAGACGGCACUUGCGUAUUGUCUCCUGGAAAAUGCUUGUGUUCUUGAGCACAUGAGAUUACAACCCUGGAUCGUGACCUGGAUAUGCCCUAAUCCUGGCAUGGAGAAUAUCGGCGUCGAAGGAAGAUUUCUGCUGGGGGUUCGUGAAUGGGCACGACUCACCUCUGAGCACUUCGGUAAGGCGAUCACCGUCUUAGAUGCCCCUUCAGAGUGA
This is a messenger RNA of Triticum aestivum (bread wheat), 1539 nucleotides long. Its product is annotated as putative F-box/LRR-repeat protein At5g54820. The transcript has 5 exons. Bases 1 to 1539 code for a protein of 512 amino acids. The record is from RefSeq and is a predicted model, not a curated record. Gene Ontology annotation, molecular function: protein binding. Lineage: Eukaryota; Viridiplantae; Streptophyta; Magnoliopsida; Poales; Poaceae.